AUGAAUGACAGCCUAUUUAUCAGUUUGGACAGACUUUUGCUAGAAUUUGUUUUCCAGUAUGAGCAAGAUAUAAGUACUAAAGAAGAUAUGAUUCAACGAAUUAAUAAAUGCUUUGAAGAUAUUAAAGAAAACAAAGCGACUAUUUGUAAGAUACAUGAAACUAUAAAUACAACAGAUGAGGAAAUUGGUCAUUACUGUAAACAUAGUAAGGAGAUCAAAGACAACUGUAGUGACUGGAAGCCAACAUGUGAUGUAUUUCAUAAACAUGAAGACUACAUGCAGGAUCAAUUUACUAUCUAUCAAGAAACUAUUGAAAAAGACAAAAAAAUGUACCAUGGUUAUAUAUGUCAAUAUAAAGAUGUUUUAAAGCAAUACCAACUAAAAUACUCAGAAACACCACUUUCACAUGAAUAUUAUAAGAAGAAGAGAGAAUAUGAAGAAAUUCAAGACAGAGUGUUGGCAUGUACUGACCAACUAAAGAUGAAUGAAACUAUUUUUAUGGAAUUUUUAGUGCCUGCUCCCUUCCCAUCACUUACCGAUUGGACAUUACACAUGGUUAAUUUGAGAUGUAAAACACAAGAUAUUCUUAAACAUGCCAACAAAUUUUCCAAAAGAUCGUGUGAAUUGAAGAAAGAAAUAGAUGACGUGGAAGUAGAAAUUAAUUAUUUAAACCAGCAGAUGGCAAGACUUUAUGAAAUGAAGGAUCUUUCAGAAACUCUGGAAGAAAAAAAUAAAAAUAUAGAAAAGAGAAAGGAAUUGAAAGAAAGAAUUUUUGAAAAAGAUGAACAACACAUACUUAUGUUGAAUAAAGCCCCUCAAAACAACCAAUUACUUCUUCCAUGUGAAUCUCAGAAAUUAGUCAAACCAAUAAAGAUGCAUUCUUCAGAACCAAGAGUUAUAGAUAAAAAAGAAGAGAGUUCUGUGAAGCUUGCCAAUAUUGACUUCAGACAAAAAGAAAGUGAUACACAGGUAUUGAAUGACUCUGCUGUGAAUAACCACUUAAAAUGUUCACAUGUUACGGCUUUUAAAACUUCACGAAAUUUUAUGCAGUUCAGAUUGUUAACCCCACAGAAACAAUCAAAUUGCAAUCAGUGGUUGGAAAAGGGAGAUACAGGUGCUGAGUGUGGAGAUAAAGGGACAGUAAAACAAUCGAGAGAAUCAAAAUGUACUUCACAAGUUAUAUAUACAGAACAUUUGGGGAAGCCAGUAGAAAGUAAUAGUGAUGAAGUAGAAGAAAGGGCCGAGAUUUUUCCACGGACUCCUGAAAUUCCUUUAUUUUUAAGGACUCCUGAAGCUGUGAGAACACCUGACUCUGUGGAGAAAUUACCUAAAACCCCCUCAUUUGAAAUGAAUAAAAAUAGAAAUACAGCUACUGAAUGUCAAAAACAAAAGGAAUCACCUGGAUUUUCUUUUUUUAUGAGUUAUACCUCUAGAUCUCCUGGAUUGAAUUUAUUUGAUUCUUCUAUAUUUGAUUCAGAAAUCUCAUCACAUCAGUUUAAUGAACAUUAUUCUACAGGAAAUUUAAAUCCUCUAUCAUCACAGCAAGAAAUUGGAAACUUAUUUGGGAAGCCAGAAGGAGAAGAUGCCUUUACUUUUACUUUUCCAUCGGACUCUUCAACUCAUACAUUUGGAGCUGGAAGAGAUGAUUUUAGUUUUCCAUUUCCAUUUGAACAGGAUCAAAACUCAACACCUUCUUCUGUAAAAGGGUUUUCAUCCUCCUCACAAAAUACCUCACAAUUUACUUUUUUCUGA
Molecule: messenger RNA, 1752 nt
Organism: Hippopotamus amphibius kiboko
Lineage: Eukaryota; Metazoa; Chordata; Mammalia; Artiodactyla; Hippopotamidae
Gene: C4H14orf39
Product: chromosome 4 C14orf39 homolog
Exons: 18
Coding region: 1-1752 (583 amino acids)
Biological process (GO): spermatogenesis; meiotic DNA double-strand break processing involved in reciprocal meiotic recombination; oogenesis
Cellular component (GO): central element
Source: RefSeq, a predicted model, not a curated record